Molecule: messenger RNA, 2315 nt
Organism: Vitis vinifera (wine grape)
Lineage: Eukaryota; Viridiplantae; Streptophyta; Magnoliopsida; Vitales; Vitaceae
Product: probable serine/threonine-protein kinase PBL7
Exons: 6
Coding region: 362-2062 (566 amino acids)
Biological process (GO): protein phosphorylation
Molecular function (GO): ATP binding; protein kinase activity
Source: RefSeq, a predicted model, not a curated record
AAUCAGGGAUCCGGGCACAAAAGUUGUCAAACUUUGUCUUACCUUUUCCUGGAAAUGGGGGUUUGAAUUACAACAGAGGGAAGGUCUGAUGUUGUCUUUAAAUUAUAAGUUCAGGCAUUGUUCUUUACAGUUGUACUGUGACUACUGUCGGUUGGCCUCGGAGAGACUUACUUGUUGCUAUCAAUAUAUACCAACCGUUAGUAAAUGCCCAAACCGAUCAAUAGCAGUUGCAUUAAGAGAAGGGACCACUAAAAUUAAAAUAUGAACCCCAUUUGACUAAGGCCAUUGCAAGGAGUUUGGUUGAUAUCAGAAUGCAGAUGGUGGUGCCUGAACAACAACAGCAGCUGCCAGAUUGUUUAGGAUGCUUGGAAGGACGAGGACCGAACGUCGAAUCUUUGGGCUCCGGAGGAGCAGGACAUCAAAGAAGAGGACAAUUGUAUUUGGCCUGAAAUCGAGUAAUGGCAGUAGAGGGGUGCUUCUCAAGCUACUCAGUUCAGUAGUCGUGACUGGCGAUGAGGUGCUUGCUGUUCAUGUACAAGAACCCGAGCCAGAUGAUACUUUUGACUUGAACACCUUCCACAUCCAUGAGGACCUCUGCAAGUCCAAGCAGGUGGAUUUCCAUGUUAAGGUUUGUGUAGGAGAGUCUUACAUUUCUGAGUUAACCCAUCAGGUUCGAGUUAGCUUUGCUACCAUACUUGCCCUUGGAUGCAGCAGUUCAAGGCCGGAUGACUCAAUUGUUGCUAAUUGCCUGAAAAAAUUGCCUCCCACUUGUACUCUUCUGGUUACGGACAAUGGAGGAAGAAUACUAAUCCAGAGGCCAGGAACUUCUCAACAAGGCUCUAAAACUGAAGUCUUUCAAUCUACUGUAUCUUCUUCUACAACACACAUGUACCUUAAUAGAACAGGAACCCCCCAUCAUUUUCGGAAGUCAUUGACCAUGCCAUCUCCCUCAACAUCAACAACAACCAGGGAAGCAGAUAACAAUGGACAGAAAAUUUCCAAGAUGACAAUGCAGCUUCCCGACUUCAUGGAGGAGAAACUGUUCCAAAGGUUGGCACUUCUAGAAGCAAAGGGACUAGGCAAGAGGUUCACAUCAUCAGAGCUGAAGCUUGCAACCAGAGAUUUCAGCCCUGAAAUGGUGAUAGGAGAAGGUGGGCACAGUAAAGUGUACCGAGCCAACCUUGGGGAUGGUCGACUUGCAGCUGUGAAAGUCCUCAAGCCCACUCGGUGGUAUGCAGAGGAUCUCCUCCAAGAAGUAGAGAUAUUAAGUGAUGUAAACCAUGAGAACAUAGUUCAGAUUAUUGGGUACUGCUCUAACAGAGAGAUGCAUGCAGUUGUUUAUGAUCUACUAAAGGGAAGCUUGAAACAGAAACUGAGGCAACUCAGGUGGAAAGAAAGGAUGGGGGUUGCUAUUGGUGUGGCAAAGGCACUGGAGUACCUCCAUCAUUCUUGUGACCCCCCCAUUAUUCACAGAGAUGUGAAGUCAUCUAAUGUCCUACUCUCCGAAAAUUGUCACCCACAACUUUCAGAUUUUGGAUCAGCAAUGGUAUAUAAUAGAGCACAGCAAGUUUCAGCAAAAGUAAAGCCGCUUCGAGUUGUUGGGACCUUUGGGUACUUGGCCCCAGAAUACAUGAUGUAUGGCAAGGUAGAUGAGAAGGUAGAUGUCUACUCCUAUGGGGUUGUGCUUCUGGAACUCAUCUCUGGGAAAGAGGCUAUUCAAACAAAUCAGGCGUCUAAUCACGAAAGCUUAGUACUCUGGGCAAGGUCUUUACUCAGCUGUGGCCUAUGUGAUCGUCUGAUAGAUCCCAACCUGAAGGACGACUACAAUAAGGAAGAGAUGAAAACGAUGGUGGUUGCAGCACGCCUCUGCCUCAUGCAUUCGUCUUCUAGAAGGCCAACAAUGAAGAUGAUACUGCAAUUGUUUGAGGAGCCAGAGUACUGGCUAAAGAUGCAGAGGGACAGAGAGGAGCUCCUCAAGGGAAUUAGUUUCAAAGGUGAAACAGGCCAGUGGAGACAUGAUGACUUAUUCACAAAUGAUACUCUGGUUGCAGACGAUACCUAGUCAUUCUUUGUCAGCUUCUCAGUCAUGAUAUGUUCUAAUAUAUUUACUGAAUGAACAUAUUCUUAUUCAACCUAUCAUACUUCACAUAUACUAACAGGUUGGGGGCCCUGUCAUCUUAUAACCCCAUGUAAAAAAAUGCUUUAUAUCAGAUCCAUUUGCUUUCCCCCCAUGUAUUGUAUUCUCUGCAAUUUGAAAUGUAUAUAUGCUAAAUUUAAGUCCAAUAAAACGUCUUUUGCUAAUUAUUUUGAUGCAA